Pleuronectes platessa (European plaice) is the source of this 2200-nucleotide messenger RNA. RefSeq names its product E3 ubiquitin-protein ligase MARCHF2. The transcript is spliced from 5 exons. Bases 446 to 1192 code for a protein of 248 amino acids. NCBI's taxonomy places the organism in Eukaryota, Metazoa, Chordata, Actinopteri, Pleuronectiformes, Pleuronectidae. Gene Ontology annotation, molecular function: zinc ion binding; ubiquitin-protein transferase activity. The record is from RefSeq and is a predicted model, not a curated record. Gene Ontology annotation, biological process: protein ubiquitination.
CAGCACGUGUCACAUGACCACAGCACAGCUGACGGACGCUGGGGUAGGCUUGUCCGAUGUUAGCCUGCUAGCUGCGUUAGCCGUGUCUGGUAAAUCCAGGCAGGAGCAGCCGUCUUUUUUCGCGCUUUCAGACAGAACCAGCCGAGGAGAGAUGUCCCACGAGCCAUGGGGAGGACACCGCGAAUGUGGCCGCUUUUUGUUUCCCCUUGUAUCGGCAGCUUUCGGUUAGAUGUCAAUGUCACAGUCUGGAGCUAGGGCUGUCUAGUUAGCUCCGCUAGCCUGUGUCUGGCUAACACAGGGCCAAGGCCAAGGCCAAGCGAGGAAAAGGGGGGGGGGGAGGCCGUCGGGUACUUUCUCUAGAGGUGGUCAGAAGAGGAGAGGAGACAGAACUUAGUUUACAGUUGCCUCCACCAUCACUGCCAUCACUGUCAGCCUCAGCGGAGCCAUGUCCUCAUCAGGGUGCUGCCACCUACCUGGCUCCCUUUGUGAUUACUCUGGGAACGCUGAAUCAGACGCCUCCAAGGAUUCGGAGGAGUCUGAUUCUACUGCCCAGGCCCACUACAUUGCCAAGGUUACGGCUAAAGAUGGCCGCCCACUUUCCACUGUUGUCAAAGCGGUGAGCUUGCAGAGUGAUGUGGGGAUGUGUCGGAUCUGUCACGAGGGAGCUGGAGGAGAGACGCUGCUCUCGCCCUGUGACUGCACUGGCACGCUGGGUAAAGUGCACAAGAGCUGCUUGGAGAAGUGGCUGUCCUCCUCCAACACCAGCUACUGUGAGCUCUGUCACACAGAGUUCACUAUCGAGCGGCGACCGCAACCACUCACACAGUGGCUGAAGGACCCCGGCCCUCGCAGUGAGAAGCGCACGCUGCUCUGCGACAUGGCCUGCUUCCUUCUCAUCACGCCCCUGGCAGCCAUCUCCGGCUGGCUGUGUCUGAGGGGAGCCCAGGACCACCUGCAUCUGAAGAGCAGACUCGAGGCUGUCGGCCUCAUCGCUCUCACCAUCGCUCUCUUCACCAUCUACAUCCUCUGGACACUGGUGUCCUUUCGCUAUCACUGUCAGUUGUACUCGGAGUGGAGGAGGACCAAUCAGAAAGUGCGUCUGCUCAUGCCUGACAUGAAGGGGGCACACACCACCCAGCGUUCAGUGCCGACCAAGUCGACCAAGAAAAUGACUGAUGAGACCAUCGUAUGAGUGCGGAGCAGCAGCAAGAGGAAUAUAAACAAAAAAAGAUGCCCUUGGAAGCGCUCUUUAAAAACAAAAUUAAUCAUAUUAAUGAACUUUUGCACUUCAGUGGACCAUUCUGAAAGGGGAGAGCUACUCUCUCCUUCUGUUUUCUUUUGUUGAAGCACUUGAUGUAAACUACUACGGUAUUGACCGACCACAGAAGUGGUUUAGGGAAGAACUCAUUCCGGAGUCAUAGUUUGAUGUUGAAACACAGAGAUGUCAUCGGACAGCCACUGCUUGGAAUUGAACGACUGAAGACAUGGACGAUGGACUAACCAGCCCGACUGUACAUCUGUGACACAAACCUAUGAAAUACUAAGACACAAGCUAAUGUAGCAGGAUAUAACUGAAUCAGCAUGCUACUACAGUAUAAUAUGAAACAUAUUCACACAAACUAUACUUCCCCCAUGCCCCUUCACAAUGUAUUUAGCUGUUUUUGAACAAUGGGUAGCCAAUAGCCCAGCAGAGGACAAUAAUCAAAGGGUCAGGCAAGAUUGUAAUAUAUGGGAUCACACAAACUGAAUCCGUUAGACGGCAGCGCUGUAACGUGUCAGGACAUAGUAUUGACAUGUGGAAAAGUGUUAACAUUCCAAUUGGAUGACAUUUCUACCGUUGUCAUAAAAGUGCAUUCACAAUUGGCCCUGCUCCACUUGUAAAUGCACCAUUCAUGAGUUAAAACCGCCUAGCAACAAGCAGUAGUACGACCUACGUCACAAAAGAUGCAACUUUAAAUAGAAGAGAAACAGUGUUCUGACUAGUGAGGUUACAGACGUUUAUCCUAAUUAUAUAAAACACAGAAAUGUAUCAAAAGUAGGCUGAUACUCUUUACAGGUGCAAAACAAGAAUUUGUAUUGAGAUGUCAAAUCAAUGUAUGCAGCAUAUGCUAAACAAAAGUAUUUUGUGUUCUUGUAGUCUUCCUGCUGCAUCCCCUGGAAAGUUGGGUUAUUGUGCAAUAAAACAAGAGGGACUCCUGGA